AUGCUACGCGUAACGAAGACGAUUGAGAGAGUCGCAGGCCCUACCGAGCGUACUGCAGUACAGUACGCGAGACGUCAUGGCUCGGCGGCCUCAGAUCACCAUCACCGCGAAUUUCUCGAUCCAGACGUCGGCCGAGACAUCAAGGUCUCGAGCAUUUCUCAUGAGGACAUCUUCGUGACGAGCAAGCUCUUCAUGGGGUACGAACGGGCUCUGAUGACCACGAAGGAGAGCAACAAGAAGCUCGGCCUCGGCUACAUCGAACUCUACCUCCUCCACGGGCCAGACAACAGUGCAACACGCGCGGAAGAUUGGAAGGUGCUUGAGGAGCUGCUACAGCAAGGAGUCCUCAAAGACAUCAGCGUGCCCAACUUCGGCGAGGCGCACAUCGACAAGCUGCUGAAGACAGCCAAGGCAUACUGGCCUCUGGCUCGGGCGCAGAAGAUGGAGGACGCGACGCUGAAGGAGGUCGCAAAGGAGGCGGGAGCUACCCCCCGUCCAGGUGUUGGUGGCCUUCAGCCUGGCCAACGACGUCAUCACGCUGUCCAAGUCGAUUCACACGGAACGGCGGAAGACCAAUUGGAGGCCGCCAGCGUCGGGUUGACCACUGCACAAGUCGCGCAGCUGGCAGCUCUGGACGAGUACUUGAUCACGGCCUGGGACCCCAUCAAGGACCACGCGGUGUAUUAA
Messenger RNA from Phytophthora sojae, 687 nucleotides. RefSeq names its product putative aldo/ketone reductase family member protein. The record is from RefSeq and is a predicted model, not a curated record. Gene Ontology annotation, molecular function: oxidoreductase activity. The coding region runs from base 1 to 687 and encodes 228 amino acids. The transcript has 2 exons. NCBI's taxonomy places the organism in Eukaryota, Oomycota, Peronosporomycetes, Peronosporales, Peronosporaceae.